CAGAUAGCCUCUUCCUCGGCGCUCAUAGCGCAGCCGCGAGCGGGAAAGGAACGCCGAGCCGUUAAAGCUCAGUGCUCGAGCUCCCCAAACCCUCCAACUCAGAUCCGCAAAUUCGACACCAUUUCUCGCCGCAAUUCAGCAACAACAAAAAAUAAAUUGGGUUAUGUUUGAGUUACGUCUGCACGGUCGUUGCUAUGGCGGGUGUCUCUGGAGCUCAGGCUCAACUGGAAGCCGCACUACUGGAAGCUGCUGGCCAAAUCCAGAAAGAACAACUCAUCCUUCAAUAUCUUGGAAAGAUAGAUGGCGGGGAGACCGAAAUAAAAGCCCCUGAGUUUGCUGAAGGUCUGGAAUGGGUGAACACUGAAACUCCUCUCCUCCUACACAAAGACCUUUGUGGUAAAGUAGUGAUAUUGGAUUUCUUCACUUACUGUUGCAUCAACUGCAUGCACUUGCUGCCAGACCUUCAUGCUCUAGAAGAGAAGUACUCUGAUAAAGAUGGCCUGGUAGUUGUAGGUGUUCACUCAGCAAAGUUCCCAAAUGAAAAGGUUCUUAAGAACAUUCAAAAUGCUGUCCUUCGUUAUAAUAUUACCCAUCCAGUUGUGAAUGAUGCUGAUGCAAAACUGUGGCAAGAGCUUGAGGUGACAUGUUGGCCAACACUAGUGAUUCUAGGUCCGCGAGGAAAUAUCCUGUUCACUCUGAUUGGAGAAGGGCACAAGGAAAAACUUUUUACCUUGAUUUCAGUGACUUUGAAGUAUUACAAAGAUAAAGGAGAAAUUAUGGAUCAUGCCAUCAAACUGAAAUUAUACAAAGAUUCUUUGCCACCUUCGUCAUUGCUUUUUCCAGGUAAAAUUGCAGUAGACAAUGCCACAGGCAGAUUAGCAAUUGCUGACUCUGGCCAUCAUAGAAUUCUGGUGACCGAAAAGAAUGGUGAAAUUCUUCAUGCAAUUGGAGGACCAAAGAGUGGAUGGAAAGAUGGAAGCAUUUUCGAAGCCAGUUUUAAUUCCCCUCAAGGAGUAUUGAUAAAGGAUAAUAUCAUCUAUGUGGCAGAUACUGAGAACCAUGCAAUAAGAAAGAUUGACCUUACAUCAGAAAUGGUAAGCACAAUAGCAGGAACAGGAGUUCAGGGAACUGACCACGAAGGUGGUAAGACAGGGGUGGAACAAUCCAUCAGUUCACCAUGGGAUCUAGCCUUUGGCACGUUUGCAGACAGUACCAAAGGUAGUCUUCUGUUUAUUGCAAUGGCAGGAACUCAUCAAAUAUGGGUCAUUUUUCUAGAAGAUGGAAAACUUCAUAGUGGAAUUGAGUAUAAAAAGGGAACAUGCAUUCGUUUUGCUGGGAGUGGGAAUGAGGAAAAUCGAAACAAUUCCUAUCCUCACAAAGCAGGAUUUGCUCAACCAUCGGGUCUAUGUGUAGCUCUUCCAGAAUGGAAUUGCCUUUUCAUUUCUGACAGUGAGAGUAGCACAAUCCGCUCUGUAUCCCUGAAGAAUGGUGCUGUAAAAAACCUUGUGGGAGGAGAAAGGGAUCCUCUGAAUCUCUUUGCUUUUGGAGACUUGGAUGGUAUUGGAAUAAAUGCAAAGUUACAGCACCCUCUUGGAGUGGCUUGGAAUGAAAAGAGGAGUCUGCUGUAUGUAGCAGACUCUUAUAAUCAUAAGAUCAAAGUAAUAGACCCGAAAACAAAACAAUGUACUACACUAGCAGGAACUGGCAAACCAGACACUGUAAUUGGUGCUAAAUUCAACCAAGUUACAUUCAAUGAACCAGGAGGUGUAUGUGUUGGUGAACAUGGGGAUGUGCUAUAUGUAGUGGACACAAACAAUCACAAUGUCAAAGUGCUUGAUUUGGAAAUGCAGACAGUCUCUGUGUUGGCAAUCACUGCUGCAGUUGCUGUGGAUGCUUCCAAAUCUACAAAACCGAUGAAAAUUUCUAGGUUACCAAAAUCUGCGCAUUCAUUGCAAAUGGUUCCAUUAGUUGUGUCUUGUGGUCAGACUGUGCAGUUCUGCCUGAAGAUUGAUCUACCAGAAGGAGCAGAACUCACAGAAGGAGCACCCAGUUACUGGGCACUCUUUGCAGAAGGGCAUGAGUGGCUAUUUGCUGGACAGAAGAUCAGUGGAACAAUUGUUGAUCUUGCAAAUCACCCUGGAGUGUUCUUUGUCAUUCCUGAUCAAGUAAAGACAAAUGCACUUUUGUUAUCUAUAGAUGUGUGCCUCUAUUUUUGUAAAAAGAAUGACAAUAGUUGCCAAAUGAAGGGAAUUUCAUUUCAACAACCAUUACAAUUCUCCAGCAUCUGUCAAGGUACUAUUUCAAAAGUGAAUCUCAGUUUCAGCUUUUAAAAAAUAUUUUAAAGAAUGAUCUCGGAGAUAGUAAAAUCAAACAAAAAUAUAUCUUUUCAUUUUAUACCAUAAAGAUCUCAUUAAACAUUAUUUUAGAUGGUGUAGCCGGUUAAUAAAUUCUUGAUUAUUUAUAGUUUCCAAAGUUUGAAUCCAGCCCAACCUGAUAAUUUGAAAAUCUUGGUGCGACUUUGUACAACCCUAAUCCCCAUUCAUUUUUGACCUGUUAUAGCAAAACUCUUGGCAUUAAUGGCAUUGAAAUUGGAAACUUUGCAUGCGCCAUAAAGAAGGCUGGGUUCAGAAAUGGACGUACUGUAACAUCCCAAACAAAGAGAUUAAUCUCCUGCAGUUAUAGUUGGGAUACAUUUUUUAACAAAUUGAAGAAGCUUUACUCUACAGCUAGCUGUACUACCUAAGCAAGAGAGCUUAAAGUUGGCAACACUGUCUGUAAUUUGAAAUUAUACAAUUCCUCAACACAGGCCCCAUUUGCUUUGCUAAACACAAUGUUCACAAAAAGUUAACUAAGAUUAAAAGAAAAUCCAUACAAGGCAAUUAUACUUCUAAAAUAGAAACAAAUAGAGUUUCCUGCUGAAAGGAUUUUUUAAAAAUAUAAUGAAGUAUACAGGUAAAAUAAGGAAAACACAUUAAACCAGAAUUGAGGCAGUUUUGUCCAAAUUCUCAAGAAAUGAAAGAAUGCUUUGCAAUCCUCAGUUGAGCUUUUAAGUAUAGCCAACAACCAAUAGAAACUGGUUAGAACAAUAAGAAUUCUUGGUGCUGUCUCAUAGUUGUAAUCAGUGCAGUCUUACUUAUAAAAUGCAAACAGCUGUUGCUUAAAAUUGGAGUGAUAUAGUACCAAAUAAAAUCUUGAGUGCGCUGACAUCAUUUUCUUAAAAAGCUUAUAAAUACAAAAAUGUUUUUUUAGGUUUAUUAUUGUUUAAGCUUCAACCAAUGAAUAAAUGAAUUGGAUGAAAAUGAAAGAAAUAUUGUAUGUAUUUAAAUCAGUUUAUGAAUAAUGGCAUACUAAAAAAAACUGUUAACAUUGAUAAAUGAAAGCAGAAAGCACUUUGAAUUCUGAUAAAAUAAAGUGCAUGAUUUGUAAGCCUAAACAAUAUAUAGUUUAGUCUGAUUAUGAUCCGUCAA
Molecule: messenger RNA, 3467 nt
Organism: Hemiscyllium ocellatum (epaulette shark)
Lineage: Eukaryota; Metazoa; Chordata; Chondrichthyes; Orectolobiformes; Hemiscylliidae
Gene: nhlrc2
Product: NHL repeat containing 2
Exons: 12
Coding region: 195-2330 (711 amino acids)
Molecular function (GO): protein binding
Source: RefSeq, a predicted model, not a curated record